Molecule: messenger RNA, 2152 nt
Organism: Jaculus jaculus (lesser Egyptian jerboa)
Lineage: Eukaryota; Metazoa; Chordata; Mammalia; Rodentia; Dipodidae
Gene: Igsf8
Product: immunoglobulin superfamily member 8
Exons: 7
Coding region: 43-1890 (615 amino acids)
Source: RefSeq, a predicted model, not a curated record
CCGCGCCGCCCCCCGGAGCCUCCCCCGAGCCCGCUGCGCAGGAUGGGCGCCCUCCGCCCCACGCCGCCGCCGCCGCUGCCGCUGCUGCUGCUGCUAAUGCUGGGAGUCACUUCCUAUGCCCGGGAGGUGUUCGUUCCCCAGGGACCUCUGUACCGUGUGGUUGGCACAGCUGUUUCCAUCUCCUGCAACGUGAGUGGCUAUGAAGGCCCUGCCCAGCAGAACUUCGAGUGGUCCAUGUACAGGCCCGAGGCCCCGGACACCGCGCUGGGCAUCAUCAGUACCAAGGACAGCCGGUACUCGUACGCCGUGUUUGCGGCCCGAGUGGCGUCUGGCGAGGUGCAGGUUCAGCGUCUGCAGGGAGACGCCGUGAUGCUCAAGAUCGCCCGGCUGCAGACCCAGGAUGCUGGCGUCUAUGAGUGCUACACUCCGUCCACCGAUACCCGGUACCUGGGCAGCUACAGUGCCAAGGUGGAGCUGAGAGUGCUUCCAGAUUUGCUGCAGGUAUCUGCUGCCCCUCCGGGACCCCGAGGCCGCCAGGCUGCAACUUCUCCCUCACGCCUGACAGUGCAUGAGGGGCAGGAGCUGGCACUGGGCUGCCUGGCACAGACCAGCACACAGAAGCACACGCACCUGGCGGUGUCCUUUGGGCGAGCCGUGCCCGAGGCGCCGGUGGGGCGAGCCACUCUCCAGGAAGUGGUGGGCCUGCGGACCGACCUGUCCGUGGAAGCUGGAGCUCCCUAUGCCGAGCGGCUGGCUGCCGGCGAGCUGCGGCUGGGCAAGGAGGGGACGGAUCGCUACCGCAUGGUGGUCGGGGGUGUCCAGGCCGGGGACUCAGGAACCUACCACUGCACUGCUGCUGAAUGGAUUCAGGAUCCUGAUGGCAGCUGGGCCCAGAUCGCAGAGAAAAGGGCCGUCCUAGCCCACGUGGAUGUGCAGACACUGUCCAGCCAGCUGGCAGUGACCGUGGGGCCUGGUGAACAGCGGAUUGGCCCUGGGGAACCCUUGGAACUUAUGUGCAAUGUGUCAGGGGCACUGCCUCCAGCGGGCCGUCAUGCUGCGUACUCCGUGGGCUGGGAGAUGGCACCUGCAGGGGCUCCUGGGCCUGGCCGUCUGGUGGCUCAGCUGGACACAGAGGGUGUGGGCAGCCUGGGCCCUGGCUAUGAGGGCCGGCACAUUGCCAUGGAGAAGGUAGCAUCUAGAACCUACCGUCUGCGGCUAGAGGCUUCCAGGCCUGGCGAUGCCGGCACCUACCGAUGCCUUGCCAAAGCCUACGUACGAGGGUCUGGGACCCGGCUUCGUGAAGCAGCCAGUGCCCGCUCCCGCCCUCUGCCUGUGCACGUGAGGGAGGAAGGUGUGGUACUGGAGGCCGUGGCGUGGCUAGCUGGGGGCGCUGUGUACCGGGGUGAGACCGCUUCUCUGUUGUGCAACAUCUCUGUGCGAGGCGGCCCCCCAGGGCUGAGGCUGGCUGCCAGCUGGUGGGUGGAGCGACCAGAGGAGGGGGAGCUGAGCUCCGACUCUGCCCAGCUAGUGGGUGGAGUGGGCCAGGAUGGUGUGGCAGAGCUGGGGGUCCGGCCUGGAGGAAAACCCAUCAGUGUGGAGCUGGUGGCACCCCGAAGUCAUCGAUUGAGGCUGCACAGCCUGGGGCCCGAGGAUGAAGGCGUGUAUCACUGCGCCCCCAGUGCCUGGGUGCAGCAUGCGGAUUACAGCUGGUACCAGGCCGGCAGUGCCCGCUCAGGGCCCGUCACAGUCUACCCCUACAUGCAUGCUCUGGACACCCUGCUGGUGCCCCUGCUGGUGGGUACUGGAGUAGCUCUCGUCACUGGCGCCAGUGUCCUUGCCACCAUCACCUGCUGCUUCAUGAAACGGAUGCGGAAAAUGCGGAAACGGUGAUCCCUGGUUCCCCAGUUCUUGCAGGUGUCAACUGUCUUCCAGCCAGCGCCACGCCCUGCUCUGGUUGUCUGGAAUCCCUCUCCCUGUGCCCAGCCUUUAAUUUAUGUGACCUCCCCUACCCAGAGCGGGAGAUGUGGCCCCCUGCCCCAGGCCUUCCCCUCAAGUUCCUCCCUCUGGCCUUCUGUUCAUACUUAUUCUGUAGGAAGGCUAUUCCUGUCCUCAAACUAGUUUUCUAAAAUGUGAAUAAACUGGUUUUAUAAAA